Symbiodinium pilosum is the source of this 588-nucleotide messenger RNA. The record is from the annotation of a GenBank genome assembly. Lineage: Eukaryota; Dinophyceae; Suessiales; Symbiodiniaceae.
AUGAAUCCAGAGGGGCGCGUUUCCGUUGGCUUUCAGGUGGCUGUGAUUGGGAACCGUGGGGCUGGCAAGUCGGCGCUGAUACGCGCUGCACCUAUCAACGAGGGAGCCCAUGAGGAAGCUGGAGAUGGAGUACAGCUUCACAAAGCUGCAUGUUUCUACAACUCCUUCUCUGUCAUGGCUGACUUUGUGGAGAUGCCACCCGACGACCGAUACUAUGGGCUGUUGCCCUACUUUGGCGGGGCGGCCGCCUGCAUCAUUCUCGUUGUCAACAUCCUGGACUCAAACGGCCACUCCGAUCUGUGCAACAGACUUGCAGCGCUGGGAACUCCUCCGCCUUGCGGUUUGCUGGUGGUGCAGGGUUCUCUGCCCUCCAGCACAGCCUCGGGGGAGGAGCGGCGACGUCUUGAACCUCUUCGAGAUGUUGCUGCACGUUGGGGCCUGAAGUUCCUUCGGUUUGAGACUUUGGAGCAGCUCGCGAGGGCCCAGAUCUUGCAGUCUGUUUGCGACUUGGUGCUUGGGGACAUUCCUGAUCGGGGUGACCCGAUGCACUUGUUGGGCCGCCGCGUCGCGAGAGGCAUGAGCCCGUGA